GUAGAAAUAGUCAGCUGAUACGUAAUUACGCAUGCGCAGUUGCUCAAUGUUAACAAGAAAAGUAAAAUUUCCAGUAAUUCCGGUGUGUCUUUGUAUUACUUGAGAGUUGUGAAUGUUACACAUUUACGUACUGAUUAUUAGAUGAUCAAUGGUUACUUGUCGCGUUUAGUUCGUAAACAUUUUGUAGUCUUAAACUGAUCGAAUACAGCCUUCUAUACCAGUGUGUAUAAAGGUUGUUUCCGAAAGAGAUCGGCAACAGUUCCCCUUCUUUCAAUUUACGCACUAUAACCUUACAGUGUGAAGUAAAAGAUGAUGAAGCUUCUUUGUGUUCUCCUUUUUGCAUCAAUUUGCUCUCUUGCUUCUACCAAAAAUGAAUAUCGAUGUACAAUUGGUUCGGCAAAUAUAACAAAAAAAUGGAUCGACAUGGACAGUGCAUGCAUCAAAAAUUUGACAGCUCAAAUAAAAAUGGAAGUCGAAGCUUCUUUGACCUAUCUUGCAAUGGCUGCACAUUUCGCACGUGAUUCUCAAAAUCGUCCUGGAUUUAGUAAAUUUUUCUUUGAAAAUGCUAGCGAAGAAAGAGAACAUGCAAUAAAAAUUAUAGAAUAUUUGUUAAUGCGUGGCCAACUUGUAAAUGGUAUUAACGAUAUUUUGGAAUUCCCAUUGAUAAAAAUGAGUCCAGUGCAAGAAGAAUGGGCUACAGGAUUGGAUGCACUUAACCAUGCUCUUACCUUAGAAUCCAAUGUUACUCGUAGCAUUCGAAGUAUCAUUUUAGCUUGUGAAAAUCCAUCUAACAUAAAUGCUAAUGAUUAUCAUUUGGUUGACUAUCUCUCCGGAGAAUUCUUGGAAGAACAAUAUAAAGGAGAACGUGAUCUUGCUGGGAAAAUCUCCACAUUAGGUAGAAUGAUCGUAAAUAAUGGUCCUCUUGGAGAGUUCUUAUUUGAUAAGAAACUCUUGAAUGGUGAAGUUUAAUUUCUAUCUUUUAUGCAAUAUAAUUUUAAUUUAAUGCACAUAUACAAUAAGUAUAAUAAAAAUGUGUGGCCAUAUUUAGAAUAGUAUAUAUGAUGUCAUUUAACAUGUUUAUACUAGAUUUAUAAUUUUGUUACUAUCAUUAUAUUUCAGUAAACGAUUUUUCACAUAAAAUAUAUUUCUAAAUAUGGCCUUUAAUAACUUAGAAAUUCAUAAAAUAAAGUUUACAGUGUUUGUUAUUCUAUGAUAAAUAUAUUAUUCUUAAUGAUCAAAUACAUAUUAUUUUGACAUUGA
Polistes canadensis is the source of this 1260-nucleotide messenger RNA. It is a transcript of the gene Fer1HCH, whose product is annotated as ferritin subunit. Lineage: Eukaryota; Metazoa; Arthropoda; Insecta; Hymenoptera; Vespidae. Gene Ontology annotation, biological process: intracellular iron ion homeostasis; iron ion transport. The record is from RefSeq and is a predicted model, not a curated record. The coding region runs from base 310 to 969 and encodes 219 amino acids. Gene Ontology annotation, cellular component: cytoplasm. Gene Ontology annotation, molecular function: ferrous iron binding; ferric iron binding. The transcript is spliced from 5 exons.